AGAGUUUUACAACUGAAGCUAGUCUAGUAACGUUGGUUCAAACGUGCUAGAAGCACGUUCGGGUUGCGUUUUUGCGUGUACCGUGGCGGCGGUAGGUGACGUGGUCGUUGACGCUACUACCCCCACGCUUCCGGCGUAAUAUCCUGUGCUCAUUUUAUCCUCAGUUGGUCGUCGUGUGCAGUGCGCGUUUGUGUCGAGUCUGUGACAAGCUUACGGCGACUACGGCGUGACGUAUUACUACCGCGACAGAGGAACGUGAGGAUUCUCGCUUCCCUUGGUGUGGGAUUUUGGAUUCGCUGCGCUACAUCGCCGUUCCUACCUGCGACGCCCCGCCGGAAUUGUUAUUUUCUCCCUGCGUUGAGCGUUUGGUUGCUCAGCGGAUAGGAUUCCUGACAUGGCACGCGACGGCAGCUUCUGCGGGCUUCCGGCCUUGGCGGAAACGGUGAUCCUCCUCGGCUGUCUUGUCAGCGCAGGAGGCCCAGCAAGCCAGGAGGCCACGGAGAUGCCGGGAGCCCAGGAUUCCCUGGAGGCCCAGGAGGUGUCCGGGGCCCAGGAGUCGCCGGGGGCGCAGGAGGCACGGGGGCGCAGGAGGCACCGGGGGCGCAGGAGGCUCCGGGGCCCCAGGAGGCUUCGGAGGCCUAGGAGGCACCGGAGGCCCAGGCAACGGGGGCCCGGAGGCGACGGAGGUUCAGGAGGUGACGGUGGCCAAGGAGCGCUGGAGCCCCAGGCGGCUACGCAGGCCAAGGAGGCGCCGGAGGCCCAGGAAACCCCCCUGGAAGCCAAGGUCACCCCGGACGCCGAGGACGCCCCGGGAGGGGAAUAAACGUUUAGCCGCGACACCAAAUGCGACGCAACAAAAAGGCACCCUUCGCGUUACUUUUGCGUUUUUCUUCUUUUCGUGAUGAAGGCAAUGAAAAGUCAUCCCUCGCGUUACAAUCGCGGUCGCAUUACAAUCGAGUAAAUACGGCAUGUAACUCCCUCUGUACUCCUGGCCGAAAUAUUGUUUUCGUUAGGGCCGCUAUUACCAGUUUUCCAUUUUGUGUCCUAUAACAUGACCCUUCUCCAUUAGGACUCUUAAUGUUGAAUCAGCAGCACCAAUUGCAUCAUGUGUUUCCCCUCCAAAAUUUAUAUAUACCAGAUCCUAUUCUCGACCCUUCUCUCAUAGGUCUACCACCGAUCCUCCGCAUCGCGUACCUGAGUGUUAUUCUCUCUCUGCUACCUUCCCAGCUCUUCCACGGAUACAUCAAGUUGCGUUACUACUAUAUGCGUAUUCACCUCUUGUUUUUUAUCCCUCUUACUGUUGUCACAGUUCCUAGAUCUGUUUCACCAGAUAGGUUCACGGAGCGACUAUAGGUCCUCGACUCCUCUCGGUCCUGGUAUAUUUCCUAUGAUCAGGUCAUACAGCGGUUCUUCUAUGCACCUGGCUGUCACCAUUCCUGUAUAGUAUGGUGUGAAUAAAUAUAUCUUUGCCUCCGAGAGGUAUCUGACCCAGCUGUCCACGAACACAACUGGUUUCACCUGCCCCAUCAUGCUUUUUGGAGGUACCAAACAUCUCCUUACUAGCACAGUGUCCGCACCCGUGUCCCUUCAUAAUGCCUUCUUUCCUUCUUUAUCUUCUACCACUGGCAUAUCUCGGUCUAUACUCUCGACAAUGGCUGUACUUACGACCUCUGAUCUUUCCGUUUCUUCAGACCUACGAGCUUCGCGAGUUUCACUAGGGACUAUAAUCGUUCACACUUCUCGUGGUCUGCGUUUGCAUUCCUCAGGUUUGCGUCCGCUCUUGUUACACUAUUCACAAUAUUUCCGUUCACGUUGGUCAUCACGUCCCGCACGACAAUGAAUUAAUUGCCUGAUGGCCGGGACGGUCACAGAGGAAACAUCUCCGCCGUCCCCUGUGCCCAUCCAUUUGGGGUUUCUCUGUCAGCUCAUCUUCCUCUGAAGUGAAAGCAUCUCUAACACCCUUUCCUAAAUUUCUCAAUACCUGCGCCUCUACAAACUGGUCUGUUUGCUCUGCCAUCUCCUCCACAAUCUGUAGUUUUCUCUCUUCCAGAAAUAUGACGAAACCAUUGCUACAUCUGGCAAGGAAUUGCUCACCCACAACUUUGUCGUGACCUCCUUCAUAUAUUUUUUUCCGUUUCGGACAGCUCUAUCCACCUCUCCAAAUAGCUUGUCAGACGGCAUGCGAACUGCUUUCCCAUUUCUAAAUCUUCUGUCUUGCACAGUCUGAACUUUCCCGAAAAGCUGCUGCAGUCAACUUGAACCUCUGCAAUAAAGUUUUUUGUACUUUGU
Messenger RNA from Dermacentor silvarum, 2289 nucleotides. RefSeq lists its product as uncharacterized. The record is from RefSeq and is a predicted model, not a curated record. NCBI's taxonomy places the organism in Eukaryota, Metazoa, Arthropoda, Arachnida, Ixodida, Ixodidae. Bases 395 to 823 code for a protein of 142 amino acids. The transcript has 4 exons.